UAUAUAAACCUCCACUUGGUUUCCUAAAACUCCAUCAUUCAAGCACUACUACUACAACUAUUAAUUCUCAAGUAACUUUUCCUAUUCCUCUCUGCUUGUGUUACUAAUUCUUUUUUAACUACAAUGAGGGCUACCAACAAAAUGACUAAUUCUUGCAAAGAGGGAGAGUUUGAUCAAUUAAAAAGAGGACCAUGGACAAUUGAGGAAGACAAUCUUCUUAUCCGCUAUAUAAGUUGUCAUGGCGAGGGCCGUUGGAAUUCCCUAGCUAAAUCAGCAGGAUUGAACAGAACCGGUAAAAGUUGUAGGCUAAGAUGGUUGAAUUAUCUAAAACCAGAUACCAAGCGUGGGAAUCUCACACCACAAGAACAACUCUUGAUCCUUGAACUCCAUUCCAAGUGGGGUAAUAGAUGGUCCAAAAUUGCACAACAUUUGCCAGGAAGAACAGACAACGAGAUAAAAAACUAUUGGAGAACAAGGGUACAAAAACAAGCUCGCCACCUUAAGAUCGACUCUACUAGCAAGAGAUUUGUCGAAGCACUUCAACGAUUUUGGAUGCCAAGAUUGCUUGAGAAAGUAGAGCAAAAUUCAUCAUCAACGUCAUCAUCAUCAUCAUCAUCCACAUCAGCUUCCACUUCAACUAUUGAUCAAACCGAACAAUAUAAACUAAAUCCUAAUCCACAACUAUACGAACAAACCCGAUUUGCUACGUCAUCACCAGAACUAUCAAGCAGCAAAGAGUCCAGCUCAUCAAGCAUUUGCAUAUCAUCAGAUGAUUCUAGUGAUGAGAAGAUGUUGCCCCAACAACUACUACUGCCUCAUGAUGAUGACAUGUCACAGCUGCUUUAUAAUGUAGAAGACACUACUGCUGCUAAUUUAUAUAAUUCAUCAUCACUUGAUGAUCAUCAGAACAUGAACUACUACUAUAAUGUGGAUACAAGUGAGUUUGACAAUAUGGGGUUUGGGCAGCAGCCAGAUGACAUAAUGUCAGCUGAUGCCUUAAACUUCCAGGUGGCAGACACUGAUUGGAUAAGCAGUGAUGAUAUAACAGCUGACACAUAUUGGAACAUGGAUGAAUUGUGGCAAUUCAGGAUGUAGAUGAUGAUCAAGGCCUUGAUCGAUAUAUAUUAUCCUAUCAAUAUGGGAUUUACACGCGCGAAUUCCUAUAUAUAUAUAUAUACUAUACUAGCUGUAAGCAACGAAGAGAUAUAUAAUAGGUUAUAUAUAUAUGUACAUUGGACCUUGUUUGAAGAGGGUCCAUUAAUUAAUUAAGCCUCUAAUUUAAUCUUA
This is a messenger RNA of Erigeron canadensis, 1287 nucleotides long. Its product is annotated as transcription factor MYB62-like. Gene Ontology annotation, biological process: regulation of DNA-templated transcription. The coding region runs from base 124 to 1095 and encodes 323 amino acids. Gene Ontology annotation, molecular function: sequence-specific DNA binding; DNA-binding transcription factor activity. NCBI's taxonomy places the organism in Eukaryota, Viridiplantae, Streptophyta, Magnoliopsida, Asterales, Asteraceae. The transcript has 3 exons. The record is from RefSeq and is a predicted model, not a curated record. Gene Ontology annotation, cellular component: nucleus.